CCGUCAUUCUUUAUUUGCCGACUAUAGAGGCACUUCUAUCCGCAAAAUAAUAUUUGUGAAAAUUUAAUUAGAAAUCUUUAAAAUUAUUUUAAUUUUAUAAAUGUGAAAUGCACUUCGGCCAAUACAGAAGAUAGUUAAAAUUAAGGUGAUAAUAGAAAUACGGUCCGGUUGUAGGAUUUCAAGUGAAGAAAUAAAUUUGAAGCAAAAAAAGAAUACCAACGUGACUGAAACGAGAUGAAACGUGAUUGAAGCGGCAACACACGCACUUUACACCGCGCCAGCUUGCUCAUUAAAAGUGAACCCCGUCAAGAAAAUAAAUUAGAACACCUUCAAUGCGAUGCGUGCUGAUGAUCAUUGCUUUUGUCCAUCGUUUACUUAUUCUGGCAUAGAAAAUAAUCUAUAAUUAACAAAAUAGAACCGUGUGUGCAAAAAUGAAAUGAUACAUAUAUAUUAGAUAUACAUAUGUAUGUAUAAAUAUGUUCUCCCCCCCAUCCCCAAAAAAAUGUGUAGAUAAAUAAAGAAGAUUUUUUUACAACUUAGUUUCUGAAUAACACCUGCAUUUAUUUGCCAAUUGGCUUAAAAUAUCUCUCAAGUGAAUGCAUAGUGCAAGUGAAAAAAUUUACUCCUUUGCCCAUUACCCAACCGAGACCGACCGACCGACCAAUCAACCAACCACCCACAAAAACCGGCACAGUGUGUGGUAUUUUAAAAAUUCCCGAAAGUUUAAAAAUACUAAUGUGAGUGCGGGUGUUUGUGUCGAGAUAAUGUUAGAGAUCAUUGCUUUACAGGUUAACAGACAGAGCGCCAAAAGAAAACGAAAGCAAUUCGUAUAAAAAAAGAAGAAAAUAACAACAAAAAAUCUUGGCUGUCCACAAAAAUAGUAGCUAACAAAAAGAAAAGGUGUGAAUAGUUUAAAAUUUCAAUUGUAGUGAAAUAGAAAAAAAGUUCGAGUAAUGACACAACACGUGCAAGAUCCAGCUGUGUUCGAGAGGCGUUUGCGACCCAUUUAUGAUAACUUGGAGGUUGGCAACAAUCGCAAAGCACUACAAGAAUCCGAAAAAGUCUUAAAGAAACAUCCAAAUCUAUUAUGCGCCAAAGCACUUAAAGGUCUGGCGCUAUUACGUCUGGGACGCUAUGAAGAGAGUCAUGGGUAUCUGCAGGCAGUCGCCGAUGAAAAGCCGGUGAACGAUGCCACACUGCAAGUGCUGUCAUUUUGCUAUAAGGAAUUGGAGCAAUUGGACAAAAUUGUGGAAAUCUACAAUUAUGCGGUCAAACAAUCACCCAACAACGAAGAACUCUUGGCACAUCUUUUCAUUUCGCAUGUGCGCAUGGAGGAUUUCAAAUCACAGCAAUCGGUUGCCCUACAAAUGUACAAAGCUCAACCCAAAAAUGCCUAUUAUUUUUGGGCCGUCAUGAGUGUGGUGCUACAGGGUAUUCGUGGUCCCGAACGAACCAACCCGGCUAAACGAAAGAUAUACCUAUCGUUGGCUCAGCGUAUGGUCGACAAAAUGAUACAAGAGAAUAAAUUAGAAUCGGAACAAGAGGCAUUCUUAUAUUUGCAUAUUUUACAAUUGCAAGAAAACUAUAAAGGAGCUUUGGAAUUUCUCAACGGCCCGGUGUGUGAAAAAGUCUAUCCUGGUGCACCGAUAUAUUUGAAAAUUAAUCUGUUGAAAUCGCUGAAAAUGUGGUCGGAAUGUAAUGAGCUGUUGAAGAAACUAUUGAAAGAAGACCAUGAUCGUUGGGAUUAUUAUAAGGAUUACAUAGGCACCUGUUUUGAGUUGUAUGACCUACAAAAAUCAGAAAACUCGGACGAAGGCACAGAUAAAGCAGAAUCUAUGAAGCCCCUUGAAGAAUGCCGAGAUUUUCUAACAGAGAUAAUUGAAACAUCAACGAAAAAGGUCAGAGGUCCUUAUUUGGCACGCCUCGAAUUGCACCAACGUUUGCGACAACAUAAUUUAGAUGCCAACACUUUUAUGGGAGAAUUCUGUGAUUUGGUUGUUAACUAUUUCCGUUUGUUUAGUGAUAAACCAUGCUGUACACACGAUAUCUCCUUGUUCUUGCCGGCCAUAUCUUUGGAAGAUAGAAAACAGCUGGCCAAUAAAUUGUUGGCGGAAAGUGGUAUUAGCUCUACAAAUUUACCAAAAGAUAAAGAAUCAAUGCAAAAACACAUUUGCGCCUUGCAAGUAUCCCGUAUUUGUGGUUCCCAUUUGGAUUUAGAUAUUGAACACCGUCUGGCCUUUUAUACAUCAUUGAAAUUGCAUUAUGAACAUGGCCUUAGUAAUUUUGGCAAAGAUUUACUACCCACAGAUAUGGGUCCCUCGGAUCCAUAUGCUCUAUUGGCAGCUAAUGUUAUGUACGACAUAAGUCAACAUGAACAAAAAUCCGAUCGUAUAUUUGAGGGUCUAUGCCUAUUGCAAUAUGUGUUGCGCAACCGUACCAGUAACUUCCACGUUAAAUUGUUAAGUCUCAAGAUUUUCCAUAUGUUGGGCUGUCUUCUGGGUGCCCAGGAAAUGUAUGAAUAUUUGGAAAUCAAACAAAUACAACUGGACUCAAUGGGUUAUGUACACUGUAACCCCAUGAUUUUGGCCGGACGUUUUUCUAUGGCCCGUUCGGUAUAUGAUACAACAUUGAAAUUCUUUACGAACAGCUAUAAAGAACGUCUCGAAUAUAUAGCGUUGACAUAUCGUUUUUGUACUUUCUCCAAAUUGGAAGAGUUUAUGAAUUUCAAGGAGCGCCUAACCAAUAGUUUUCAUUAUGUGGCAAUCUCUGUGGAGGCCCAACUUAGCGAUUUGGUUAUACUGUAUGGCAAUGUCCAACAAAAUCUCAAUACCUAUAUGAUAAUGUCCAUAGAUCCGGCCGAAGAUCGUAUAUCAUGGAAUGAGCUGAGGGAUAAUCGUGAUUUAACUGCCAUGAUACGUUGGGAUCCAGUGCAUUUGGUUGACACCGAACGCGAACGCAACGAAUCGUUUAAGCAAGAAGUGGAAAUAUUGCACAUACGCUCAUUGAUGUUACGUUUGGUGGCCUCGUUCGUUGAUCUAUUCCAUCCCAAUCUGAGUGUCAAAUAUUGUCGAGCAGCAGCAGCAGCCGGUCCCAACUUACAGGAACUGAAAGAUGCUCUGCCCGGUGGUGCCAAAGAUACUGCCAUUAUUGAAUCCUUGCGUGAUUCUUGGCUGGAGUUAUUCAAACGUCUGCGGGCGGCCGAUGAUUUGAACCCCUUGCCAAAUCGUUUCCUAGUCGAUUUAUUACCAACACGUUUGCAUUUACUUUUACAAAUGCCCUAUGAGAAAUUCUUUAGUGAUUUAGCACAAUUGGUCAUAGAAAUGUAUGUGGGCAAUAACAACUUACCGCUGCAAUGCAAAGUGGUAUCCGACAAUGCGGUAGAAGUGGUAAAUUGCAUUGAUGCCAUUAUUAAGGAAAGUAAUGCCGCCACCACAGAUGGUCUGUGGCGAAGGCGUGAAUGGCAGAGUAAAGUUGGUGCUUGUUUGGAGAUGAUAUCCCUCUAUGCCUUUGUGCUGCAAGCCAUCUAUGAGAAGCUACAGGUUUCCAUGAAAACCAAACAGAAAAGGAAACCCAAUGCCGACGGCACAGAACAAAUAAUGAAUGAAAAGGAACGCUGUCAACUGACUCUAGAGUUGAUGCGCCAAUUGAAAAUUGAAUUCCAACGUUGUGAUAAAUGUUUACUUAAUUGGAAUACUCCUGCACUGCCACGUAAUUUAAAUUCUUUUAUGGCCGAUAUGUCAUUGAAACCCGAAACGGAGGCAAUACUUAUUGGUGAUGUUGCAUCGACAUUCAAGGAAUCACACGAUUUUAUGAUAACCGAACUAAGAAAUCUGCUAAAGGACAAAAUACGCAUGGUUAGCAAGUAAAUGGCUGUGUCAGUUUAGUCAGUCAGAGCAUGUACAUGUGUGUACUGUUAGCUUAAGCGCCUUUAAAGCUAGUUUGGUCUAAUCUAAAUAAUUCACCGUCAUAAUAUUACUUUAUUCACAACACAACUAAUGUGUGUGUGCGUGUGUUAAACGUAUAACGUUUAUUUCCCUCGGUAUGAGGAGGGUACGUACCAAUAUGCUAACUGACAAUUUACCAACUUGAGCUGUUAUUGUGAAAUAAUAAUAAUAAUAAUCAUUUUUAAAACAUCAAGGAAAAAAACUUCUACAAUCAAUAUCCAUUCAUAUAUACUUAUAAAGAGAACAAGAAAAUAAAACAAGAAAUUUUUGCUGUGCAAAUUCACCUUUUUUCUAAUUUAAUUAUAUUUGUAUUCAAACCGAUAAAGACAUAAUUGUGCAAAUAGAAAAUCAUGAAGAAUAGUCGAAAUAAUAUCAUGGUUUACAAAAACAAAAAAAAAACAAAA
Messenger RNA from Musca domestica (house fly), 4348 nucleotides. It is a transcript of the gene psidin, whose product is annotated as phagocyte signaling-impaired protein. The record is from RefSeq and is a predicted model, not a curated record. The coding region runs from base 954 to 3866 and encodes 970 amino acids. Gene Ontology annotation, cellular component: NatB complex; cytoplasm. The transcript is spliced from 10 exons. NCBI's taxonomy places the organism in Eukaryota, Metazoa, Arthropoda, Insecta, Diptera, Muscidae. Gene Ontology annotation, molecular function: protein-N-terminal amino-acid acetyltransferase activity; protein binding. Gene Ontology annotation, biological process: N-terminal peptidyl-methionine acetylation.